This is a messenger RNA of Olea europaea var. sylvestris, 1126 nucleotides long. Its product is annotated as dof zinc finger protein DOF2.5-like. The record is from RefSeq and is a predicted model, not a curated record. NCBI's taxonomy places the organism in Eukaryota, Viridiplantae, Streptophyta, Magnoliopsida, Lamiales, Oleaceae. Gene Ontology annotation, molecular function: DNA binding; DNA-binding transcription factor activity. Bases 221 to 949 code for a protein of 242 amino acids. Gene Ontology annotation, biological process: regulation of DNA-templated transcription. The transcript has 2 exons.
AGACUUCUUUGUAGUGUUUUCUCUGGAAUUUCUUAACAUUCUUUCCCUUUUAUGUUCCUUGUCUUGUUGCACCUAUUCAUUUUAUUUUAGAACUUCCAUUAGAGUUUCAAAUAGUUUAUUAUUAGAUGAAAGCACUGCACUUUUGUUUCUUCCACUUUUUGCAUGUGGUAAUCAAUAAAGCCAAAGGAUUGAGAAGAAGGAAAUUGGAGUGGAAAAAUCCAUGGCAGAAAUAGCUGGAGAUACAUGCUCAAGGCCAGUAGUAGAGAAAAAGGUGAGGCCACAAAAUGAACAAGCCCUAAAUUGUCCAAGGUGUCAUUCGACGAACACGAAGUUUUGUUACUACAACAAUUACAGUCUUACUCAACCAAGAUACUUCUGCAAGACUUGCAGAAGGUAUUGGACUGAAGGUGGCACCCUUAGAAAUGUUCCUGUGGGAGGCAGUUCGAGAAAGAACAAGAAAUCUACUUUAAGUUCAUCAUCAUUUGAUUCAUCCCAUAAUAAACUUCCUGAUCUGAACCCUCCAAUUAUCUCUCAAUUUUCUGAUCAAAACCCUAAUGGGCAAGAUCUCAACUUAGCUUUUUCUGCAGCUCCACAACAGUUCUAUCGUGGUACUGUUCCUCAUUUUCUUGAAUUCCCUAAGAUUGAGAACAGCAAUAACAUCAACUCUUCUUCUUCGAAUCCUGUUUCGGCCCUAGACUUGCUGAGGACUGAAAUUUCUUCAAAGGGAUUGAAUUCCAUUUUUCCUACACCAAAUGUGGAAACUAAUGCACUUUUUGCAUCAGGUUUUCCAGUUCAAGAAUGCAAACCAGCAGCCAUUGGUUUUUCCUUUGAUGGAAGGCUUACAUUUCAACGACAUUCGGGCACAGAUGAAGUCAAUAAUCAGAUCAACAAGGGACAAGAUAACUCAAAUGGAUACUGGAAUGGAAUGUUAGGUGGAGGAUCUUGGUAAAAAGAAGAACAAGCAAAGUCACUUUUUUCAUCUUUCUUUUUGUUUUGUCGAUUUUCUUUGUUCCUUUUCAUGGUUGGUUAAUUAGUUGUAUGGAGUUGUUUAGAACUAACAUAUUACAAGAUUUGUAUGAUUUUCUUGAUUUGCUUUUGAUUAAUUUCUUCCUCAUUUCACUCUUAA